CCCUUGGCUGGCGUCUCACCCGAUCACACACAGUCACAGCAGCUGAGCAGCCCCGCUCUCCAGUCUCCACACCUCCUGCGGCCGGCCCGACGGCCCCCCGACACCGAACAUGAAGAGGGAGAGACGUCACGGCAUGAGCGCACGGCUACCGACCAUGCUGCUGGCAAUGCUUCUGCUGCUGGCGACCGAGCUCGCCUCCUUCGGCUGCUGCGGCCACGGGAUUCCCAGAGCGGACGUGGCGGCGUGGAGGCAUAGACGGGUGGCCGUGCCGGCGGCGGCGGCGGCGGCGGCGGCGGCGGCGACGACGACGGCAGGCGCGCGCGCUACUACGUCGCCCUCCCCCACGGCAGCCCGGGACGACGCCGAGGCGGCGCUCGGCGAGUCCAAGAGGCUGGUGCCGCAGGGCUCCAACCCGCUGCACAACUAGGAGCGUGAGCGUGAGAGCGAGGAAGCAAAGCAGGCGCGUGCAGGUUCUUCGUUCGGCUAGCUUUCAUGUAUUUUUUUUUACUCCCUCGCUAGGUCACACACAGGCACACGGCCAUUGAUGUGCGCCUGUAACUGUAAUUAGCUAGCGACGCAACACACGGCAGCAGUAGGGCUAGCUAUGGAGUCUGGAUCCAAUCCAGCAACACACGACAAGAGUGUACAGUACAUGCAUGCAUGCAUGCAUGCAUGCAUGAUUCUUUUGCCAUGCAUGGUCUUUCCGAUCAAGGAUUUGAUUCAUCAGUAGAUAGCGAGCAACGAAUUGAGAGUUGGGACUUU
Zea mays is the source of this 762-nucleotide messenger RNA. RefSeq lists its product as uncharacterized. The transcript has a single exon. NCBI's taxonomy places the organism in Eukaryota, Viridiplantae, Streptophyta, Magnoliopsida, Poales, Poaceae. The record is from RefSeq and is a predicted model, not a curated record. The coding region runs from base 110 to 427 and encodes 105 amino acids.